AUGUUUUAUGUUGACGAUUACAUAGACGGGGCACCAAGUGUAGAAGCGGCAGUGGUUUUGCGGGAACAAUUAACUGAGUUGUUGGCUAAAGGAGGAUUUUUAAUUCGAAAGUGGUGCUCGAAUAAACUCGAAGCUCUGGAUGGCGUUCCAGCGCAUCACCUUGCAUCUCUUUCGUCGAUUGCCAAGCUUUUUGACCCGCUUGGGCUAAUAUCGCCUAUAAUUGUAACAGCGAAGAUUUUCAUGCAAGAGCUUGCAUUAUUGCACUGCGGAUGGGAUGAUCCUGUUCCAUCUGAGAUGGCGGAAAGGUGGCUAACUUUCUACGAAAAAUUGGAAGGAUUAUCUGAAUUGCGAAUUGAUCGUUUCGCGUUCAUAUCGGGAUGGGUCAGCGUGCAACUUCAUUGUUUCGCUGACGCAUCGGAGCUGGCUUAUGGCACCUGCAUUUAUGUACGCUCUGUGGAUUGCACUGGUAACGUGCAGGUGGAACUAUUAUCCUCCAAAUCUCGUGUGGCUCCUCUGAAGCGGCUCACGAUUCCGCGGCUCGAACUUUGCGCUGCGAAGGAGGCAGGAAUGCUGUACGAGAAGGUAUCAAAAUCUCUUUCGUUGGAUAAAAUACCCGCUUAUUUUUGGUCUGAUUCGACGAUUGUGCUGCAUUGGCUGAAAUCACCACCUAACAGGUGGAAAACGUUCGUGCCCAAUAGGGUUUCAUCGGUCCAGACUUCAACUUAUGGCCACGUCUGGAAGCAUGUAUCCGGUAAAGACAACCCAGCGGAUUUGGUGUCUCGCGGGAUGCCUGUAAAAGAGUUCAUUCAAAGUAAACUGUGUAGGGGAGGGCCAGAAUGGUUACAGGAUCCGAACAAUUGGUCCAAAAACGGACCAGAUGAUUCAUUUACAUAUGAAGACCUGGAACUUCGUGUUAGUCUACCAGCACUGGCUGUGAGCACUCAGCCAGACCCAUUAUUCUACUUACGUUCAUCUCUAAACUCACUUCUACGUAUCGUCUCUUACUGUUUGCGUUUCGGACACAAUACCAGGUUCCAAGCAAAGCACAUCACUGGACCUUUAGCUGUGAAGGAGAUAGGAAAAGCCAAAAGGGUGUUGACGCAUUUAGCACAAUAUGAACACUUCGCAGAGGAAAUCAGACAAUUAAGGAAACAGCAGUUAGUCCUCAAACAAUCACCAUUGAGAUUACUAAACCCCUACCUAGAUGAGGAAGGAAUUAUCAGAGUUGGUGGUCGUCUUCGAAACUCAUCUAUUGAUUAUGUCACUAAGCACCAGGCAAUACUACCCAGUCAUCAUCCUUUCACUCGAAUUCUGGCCGAUACACGGCAAACGAGUGGUCAAUGCAGUUCUACGCCGAUGUUAUCGAUGCUUCCGUGUCAACCCUGCAAAAAUACACCAACCCAUCGGUCAACUUCCCGGAGCACGUGUUCGCCCCAGCAAGCCUUUUUCAGUUACGGGCGUGGAUUACUGUGGCCCUUUCUUUUUGAAACCCCCGCACAGACGCGCCGCAGCCCCAAGUUUUAUAUAGCAGUAUUCAUCUGUAUCGCCACAAAGGCGAUACAUCUGGAGAUGGUUUCCGAUCUGUCUACGACAGGUUUUCUUUCUGCUCUACAUCGGUUCAUCGGUCGCUAUGGAAUACCUUCUCAGAUCCACUCUGAUAACGCCACAAAUUUCGCUGGCGCCAACAACGAAUUAAAGGAAUUGUACAAUUUACUCUCCGAUAAGAAAGCUCGAGAUCAAAUUCAUACGGAUUGUUCACGUCAAGGCAUCGAGUGGCACUUCAUCCCACCCCGUGCUCCCAAUUUUGGAGGGCUGUGGGAGGCAGCCGUUCGCAGUGUUAAAACAUCCCUCAAAAAACAAAUUGGCAUCCAGCAAUUGAAUUAUGAAAACUUCUCAACGUUACUGGCCCAAAUAACAGCAGCGCUUAAUUCAAGGCCAUUAACUCCCUUGUCUGAUGACCCGUCGGAUAUGGAGGCCCCCACGCCUGCCCAUUUCCUCACAGGAACUGCCAUGAACACUCUACCGGAGCCAGAUUACACUCAUUCUUCCACAAGUCGCCUAUCCCACUAUCAGCAACGACAACAAUUGUUCCAGCAAUUUUGGAAUCGCUGGACAACAGAGUACUUGCACAACCUGCAGGUAAUAAAUAAGCAGCACCAAGGACGUAAUAUCAACACUGGAAACAUUGUCGUGCUCAUCGAGGACAACCAACCACCACUGCAGUGGCCCCUCGCAAGGAUAACUGAGCUCCACCCCGGCUCGGAUGGAGUUGUGCGGGUGGUUACUGUGAAAACAAGGAAUGGAACGUACAGGAGACCGGUCAACAAAAUUUGUCCCUUACCAGGCGAGGAUGUGGACCAGAAAACGAAGCCAUUGGUACAAUGGAAAAAGAUUUCUAAUUAA
Toxorhynchites rutilus septentrionalis is the source of this 2403-nucleotide messenger RNA. RefSeq lists its product as uncharacterized. Gene Ontology annotation, biological process: DNA integration. Bases 1 to 2403 code for a protein of 800 amino acids. The transcript has 3 exons. Lineage: Eukaryota; Metazoa; Arthropoda; Insecta; Diptera; Culicidae. The record is from RefSeq and is a predicted model, not a curated record. Gene Ontology annotation, molecular function: nucleic acid binding.